Molecule: messenger RNA, 3103 nt
Organism: Alosa alosa (allis shad)
Lineage: Eukaryota; Metazoa; Chordata; Actinopteri; Clupeiformes; Clupeidae
Product: oxysterol-binding protein-related protein 10
Exons: 13
Coding region: 436-2859 (807 amino acids)
Cellular component (GO): intracellular membrane-bounded organelle; membrane; cytosol
Molecular function (GO): cholesterol binding
Source: RefSeq, a predicted model, not a curated record
GUUUUCGCAGCACAAUCGCCCUCAAGCGCAAAACAGUGAAUCAGCAUCUCAGACGGGUCGACAAUCUUGUACAUCAUCUAUUUACUGGAGCACUCCACCGUCUACUUUACUGUCGUAAUGUAGCCAGAUUGGUUUGUAAUAUCCGGGUUGGUCGGAGGGAGUGUCUCUGCUGUGAUUUCCAAUAGAAAAACGCUGGAACAGCCACACGCCACAGAGCCACAAGCGCCGCAGAGAAAGCAGCAAUCCCUGCCGAGCAAAGAACAUGACCCGGGCUCGUGCUAGAGAGAGACCAGCGAAAAGAGAGAUAAACAUGGAUUUUUGCCCUUUUAAUGUAUUGGAUUUAGCUUGAGAGACAUCUGAUGGGCGCCUCACCACUUAUGUUUUAGCAAGAAAAAAGCAAAACAACCUUGCCGCUUCAUUCGUCCCAUCGUCAGUAUGGAGAAAACGCUUUACGGUUCGCCUGGGACUGCAAAAGCGAACUCAGGAUCUCUGCCCACGGACAGGGGGAAUUCUGCAAGGAAGAUCGGCAGGACUGGAUCCCAUAGUCCGGGCUCGGCCUCCCUCGGCUGCCAAGGGGGCGGCGGUGGAAAUCGGGGAGAUUUGUUGGGAAACAGCAUGAAUUUGCAGCAAGCUCACAAGCGGCUGUUGGAAGGCGUGUUGAGCAAAUACACAAACCUCAUCCAAGGUUGGCAGAACAGGUACUUUGUCCUUGACCCAGACCAGGGUCAGCUGCAGUACUUUGUGAAUGAGCAGGGCAAAUCCCAGAAGCCCCGUGGGUCCCUGCCCCUCAUCGGGGCAUCAGUCACCCCUAGCGACGAGGCACCGCACAUGUUCGUCGUCAACUCGGCCAACGGGGAGCUCUUCAAACUCCGAGCCACCGAUGCCAAAGAGCAGCAGUUCUGGAUGAACCAGCUUCAAGCCUGUGCCAGACGCCACUCCGACAGCAGUGCCAAGGUCAGGGAGCGAAAGGUGUCUGAUGAGCAGCGCCUGUAUGUGGACAAGACGGCUGGCUGCCAGGACGGACCGGGCUCUUCUGGUCGGACGAGGAGUUUCUCUCUCCUUCCUCACAUCCCGCCCGCCUCCGCCUCCUCCUCUCCCGGCUCCCAGAGGCACCUGGGCCACCCCGGGGCGCCUAGCAACAUCGUCACCAUCACCCACCACAAGUCGCCUGCCGCUGCCCGCCGGGCCAAGAACCAGUACCCCUCCCGACUGCAAGAGGUCAAAGAGGUGAUGUCCCAGGCCGAGGGUCAGCAGAAGAGCCUGAUGCAGUCCAUCGAGUCCCUCCCCGCCCGCGGGCCGCUCACCUGUCUGGACCAGGACCUCCUCCUUCUGAAGGCCACCUCAGCUGCCACCCUCAGCUGCCUGGGGGAGUGCCUGAGCAUCCUCCAGCAGAGCUCCGGACACGGACACCACCAGCACCACCACCAACCCCAUCACCAGCACCACCAGCAGGGCUCCACCCCCACCACCACCAGGCCUGGACCCUCCGCCCGCGACCCACCCUCCGAUUGUCUCCCGCUGUGGACUGUGCCCAAAUCUCCGUCAGCAGAGAGGCUGAGGAACGGAGGUGUGACCCCACUGUGUUCGGCCGAGCCCUCUCCCGCCCUCCAGAAGAAGGAAAUGCCCCAGAAUGCUCAGCACUCAGGUAUGGAGUCCGUGAGUCCGACAGAGGAGGUGACGGACACAGAGGACAAUGAGGAGGAGGACCUCGGGGUGCUGGAUGACCAGAGGAGCAUCAUCUUACACCUCCUGUCCCAGCUUAAACUGGGCAUGGACCUCACACGGGUGGUGCUGCCUACCUUCAUCCUUGAGAAGCGCUCGCUGCUGGAGAUGUACGCCAACUUCAUGGCUCACCCGGACAUGUUCCUGGCCAUCACCACGGGCGCCACGGCCGAGGAGCGCAUGGUGCGCUUCGUGGAGUACUACCUGACCGCCUUCCACGAGGGCCGCAAGGGCGCCGUGGCCAAGAAGCCCUACAACCCGGUGCUGGGCGAGACCUUCCGCUGCUCCUGGGCGGUGCCGCGCGACCGGGUCCGGCCCCUCAGGACUCACGCCCACACGCUGGGGCCCGCCACGCUCCGGGACCCGGCGCUGGACGACUCCUCGGCAGCAGCGUCGGCGUCGGCGGGCUGCUACCGGGUGCGCUUCGUGGCGGAGCAGGUGUCGCACCACCCGCCGGUGUCGGGGUUCUACUGCGAGUGCCCCGAGAAGAGGAUGUGUGUAAGCGCCCACGUGUGGACCAAGAGCAAGUUCAUGGGCAUGUCCGUCGGGGUGUCCAUGCUGGGGGAAGGAACACUUUGCCUUCUGGAGCACGAUGAGGAGUACGUGUUCACACUGCCCUGUGCCUACGCCCGCUCCAUCCUCACCGUGCCCUGGGUGGAGCUCGGGGGGAAGGUCUCCAUCAGCUGCGCCAAGAGUGGCUACUCCGCCACCGUCACAUUCCACACCAAGCCCUUCUACGGAGGGAAGGUCCACAGGGUGACUGCUGAGGUGAAGCACAACACCACCAACACCAUCGUGUGCAAGGCUCAGGGGGAGUGGAACGGCACGCUGGAGUUCACCUACAGCAGCGGAGAAACCAAAGUGAUCGACACCGCCAAACUGCCCGUCAUCAGGAAGAGACUGCGGCCAGUAGACAGACAGGGACGGACAGAAUCCAGGCGAUUGUGGCAGCACGUCACCACGGCGCUGAAGGAGGGAAACAUUGACGCGGCCACAGAACACAAGCACCGCCUGGAGGAGAGACAGCGUGGGGAGGAACGACAGAGAGCCGCCAACAACAUGUCCUGGAAACCCAAAUACUUCAUGAAAGAGGGGGAUGGAUGGGUGUACCUCAACCCUCUGUGGAAGGCCCACUGACGUCCCCUAACCUUGACCCAGGAACAACAAGUGCUUUAUACGGAACUCUCUCACACACACAUAUGGACCAGAGACAUACGUUAACCCCUCCAGCCCACAAGCAGAGGAACAGACUGAACGAGAGAAGAAGAAGAAGAGGAAGAAGAGAAAGAGGGGGAUGAAGCGAGGGAGCCAAAGUAAAAGUGGAGGAGGAGAGCAUCACAUGCUGGACAUUCCUGUAUAUCUGCUAUGGGGACACAGAGAG